UUUGCGCAUAACCUUCUUCACGAGGUUAAAAAAGAUAGGUACCUUGAUCAUAAUCUACAUGUUUAGAGAAACCAGGAGGCGAAGACUGGACACCAGACUGCACAACACCCAGGAGACGAAAAAGCUAUUUACAACAUGGCGGACGAAGAGACUCCAGCACCAGAAGUUCAAGAGACAGAGACUGCUCCACCCGCUGGUGAGGAGGGCGUUACUGAAGCAGAUGGCAAGACAGAAGAGGAGCAAGCAGCUGGUGAGGAGGCUACAGAAGCUGUAGCGCCUGCAGCUGAAGAUGCAGCUCCGAUAGAAGCCCCUCCUGAAAGCCAAGACACAGCAGCAGCCCCAGAGGAGGAGGCUGCAGCUCCACCAGAGGAGGGGGAGGAGCCAAGUGCCCCCACAGAGGGGGGCGAAGCAGCACCCGACUCUGAAGCUGAGAAGCCCGAGGGGGAAGGAGAGGUGACAGAGGGGGGAGAGGCAGCAGAGGGACAGGAGGAAGGAGAAGGAGGCGACGAUGCCGAGAAGGAAGGCGAAGGGGAAGGAGAGGCUGGCGAAGAUGCAGGGGAUGCUGGUGAAGCAACUGAGGGGGAGACAACUGCAGCAGAAGGAGAAGAAGACCAGGAGAAACCAGAAGGGGAAGAUGAGGGGGAAGCAGCUGUCACUGACGAGGCAGCAGAGCAGAAAGAAGAAGGAGCAGAGGAGACAGGCGAGGCCCCAGCCCCUCCAGGCGAAGAGGAGCAAGAGGACAAACCGGCCUCCCCUCUCCCGCAGAGUGAUACGUUCGCAGAGGGGGAGAGGCCUGAGACUCCUGUGGUGGCUGUGAUCGAACCAUUGUCCAGGGAGGGGAGUCCCCAGCUGGAGCCGGAUCAGCUGGAGGCGGGCACACCCGAAAGGCUAGAGUCUCCCCAAGAAGAGGAAGAAUUUGACGAAGAUGAUGAACCCUGGAUAACAAGAGAGGAGUUAGUUGAGGCUUAUCAGGCGGCCCAGGCCGAACGCGAGCAGCUGCACAACCAGAACAUCCAGCUACAGCACAAACUGGCCGAGUACUUCAGGAAGAAGAAGACAGACGACCAACGGCAGGAGAUGGACAAGAACGUGACUGAUCAGGAACAGCGCUACCUCAAAUACAUGUCAAAUCUGGAGGAGCUGAGGAAGCAAGAGGAGGAAGAGCGUGAAAAUCUCAGCGAGCAGCUGGAGGAACUGAAGGAACGCAGACAGGAGAGGCUAGAUGCUGUUGAGGAGGAGUCUGACCAAUUCAGCCAGCUCAAGCGACAGUCGGCUGAGAACGCCAUCAAUAGCCGCACCGGUAAAUCCAUCACACCAAAGGACAUCGAGGCCUACCUCCUGAACGAGGCCAAGAAAGAGGAAGAAGUCAAGCAAGUCCGCCUGGAGAACAUCAAGCUGAGGAAUCGACUGCGUAAGAGAGAGCAGCAGCUGAAAGCCAAGGAGGAACUGGCUGAGGGCCUGCAUCUCAUUGACUUUGAGCAGUUGAAGAUCGAGAACCAGACUUACAAUGAGAAGAUUGAAGAGAGGAACGAGGAGCUGUUGAAGCUGCGGAAGAAGAUCACCAGCACGGUGCAAGAACUGACCCACGUCAAAGAGAAACUGCAGUUUGUUCAAGCAGAGAAUCAAGUGCAGAAGGGCAAACUGAAGGAGGUGGAGUCGCUGGUUGCUCAGAAACGUGACAUCCUUUCCAGGACCAAGAAGGCGCGCGACAGCCUGCGCAUCGACAACCAGAAGCUGCGUCAGAAAUCGGGCAUGCUGGGCAACACCCCACUGCUGAGGGACUUCGAAGAUCGGAAGGACGAAGGGGACCAGCUACGUGCCAAGCUGGAGCGGCUGAAGCGACAACACGCCGAGCUGACGCUGAACUGCUCAGGGGUACGACGGAAGAUAGAGGAGGCUCGCUCGGGCAGAAGUUGAUUCUUGCAAUUAAAACUUGAGAAUUGCAACUGUGGGAAUGCUACCUGGGGGAAAUACCAUUGCACUGGAUAGCACUUGUGUACAUUAAUCAGAAAAAGUCUUUGAUUGCUUCGUUCUCUGCUAAAUCGAGCAAAUUUGCCGUCCGGUCAUUUUGUCCAAGUAGAUCUGUUAGAUUGAAGCCUGUACAAAAGAGAUCUUCAAUGUUACGUUUCCUGCAGUUUUUACUUUUAAAACGGAACUCAAAGAGGGCACUGUCAAUGAGGUUUUUUUUUUCUAGAUGCAUUGGUCCUAAGCAUAUCAAUGUAUAUUGACUUAACUGGUUCUAAGAGAGCAUCCAAACUUUUACCAACAGAUAAACUUGUAAUGACAUUGGAAUGAACAUAUACUUGGACUACUGGGUUUUCAUCUGGCAACGAAGGAUUAUUUCAUGUUUCGUCAUUCUAAUAUCAGAAUAUGGUUUUCUUGUUUCUUCUCAUACUGUCAUUUUUAAACUCAAAACUUGGAUUUGAUUUACUGCCAAAAAUUCAUUCACAGUACUGUAUAUUUUUGGCCUGUUCGGUUUAGCUUGCUAACAAUUGUCUGGGACUUUGUACUAAAUGCAUGUGUACCAAUACAUGUAUGUAAAAACUAUGGUUAGUCUUAAUGUAUGUAAAAUUGUAAAUAGAAGUAUCUGCUCACGACUUAGGAUGGUAUGGUCCUAUAUGAUCAUCAAGGAAAGGGGUUUAUUUUACAUUCUGUUUGAUAUAUUUAUGCAUUACUUUGGGAAGGCAUGUGCUUAUUUUUGAUAAAUGCAAAUAUUUGUGAUUUUAUAUCAUUUGAUGCCUCGUUUCUUACAGGAUUGGCUUCCGAACAUCUACAGAAUGUUCAAAUGUAGCCCCCUGCAUAUUUCUCCUCCAGAAAAUCAUUCUUUGCCUUCUAGAAUUUUAUUGCAUCCUGAGGAAAUACCACAUAAUGUUUUCUGGUAUUUUGCUGAUAAAAUGUAAAUUUGAUUUUUAGUGAAGCUUUCAUAACUUAUCCGUCCAUUGCUGUAAAUAAAGUAAGAUUUAUUUCAGAAAAAUUGCCUAUUAUUUGUUUUUUUCUGAAUUAAAAGUCCUGUGCUUACUUUAACAGUA
This is a messenger RNA of Patiria miniata (bat star), 3029 nucleotides long. RefSeq names its product coiled-coil domain-containing protein 96-like (gene ccdc96). The transcript is spliced from 10 exons. The record is from RefSeq and is a predicted model, not a curated record. Gene Ontology annotation, biological process: cilium assembly. Bases 136 to 1917 code for a protein of 593 amino acids. NCBI's taxonomy places the organism in Eukaryota, Metazoa, Echinodermata, Asteroidea, Valvatida, Asterinidae. Gene Ontology annotation, cellular component: axoneme; ciliary basal body.